Messenger RNA from Knipowitschia caucasica, 1320 nucleotides. The record is from the annotation of a GenBank genome assembly. Lineage: Eukaryota; Metazoa; Chordata; Actinopteri; Gobiiformes; Gobiidae.
AUGUCUCACGGCGGUUGGGGCUACGGCGCCGACAACGGUCCGGACUCCUGGCAGCAGAACUUUCCGGUGGCCAAUGGUCCGAGGCAGAGUCCGAUCGACCUCAGUCUCAAAGUCUCGGUGUUUGAUCCGAGUCUGAAGCCUCUGAAGCUUCAGUACGAGCCGCGAGACUCCGCCUCCAUCACCAACAACGGGCACUCCUUCCAGGUGGACUUCAGCGACGACACCGACUCCUCAGUCUUGAGGGGGGGUCCGGUCUCUGAGGUCCACAGACUGAGACAGUUCCACUGUCACUGGGGGGGCAGCGACGACCGUGGAUCUGAGCACACUGUGAACGGCUGCAGCUUCCCCUGUGAGCUCCACCUGGUACACUGGAACACUAAGUACCCCAGUUUUGCAGAAGCAGUGAAGCAGCCGGACGGCCUGGCAGUGGUGGGAGUGUUCCUCAAGAUCGGUGCAGCGAACCCAAACCUGCAGAGACUCUUGGACAGUUUUGGAUCCAUCAAGAACAAGGGACAGCAGAGUGUGUUCUCAGACUUCGACCCCCGCAGUCUUCUUCCUCCGUCUCUGGAGUUCUGGACGUAUGAGGGCUCUCUGACCACGCCCCCUCUGCUGGAGUGUGUCACAUGGAUCGUCCUCAAGCAGCCAAUCAGUGUCAGCCCUGCUCAGGUACUCAUCCUCAACCAGCCAAUCAGUGUCAGCCCUGCUCAGGUACUCAUCCUCAACCAGCCAAUCAGAGUCAGCCUUGCUCAGGUACUCAUCCUCAACCAGCCAAUCAGUGUCAGCCCUGCUCAGGUACUCAUCCUCAACCAGCCAAUCAGAGUCAGCCCUGCUCAGGUACUCAUCCUCAACAGCCUGUCAGCCAUCUCAACAGCCAUCAGAGUCAGCCCUGCUCAGGUACUCAUCCUCAACCAGCCAAUCAGAGUCAGCCCUGCUCAGGUACUCAUCCUCAACCAGCCAAUCAGAGUCAGCCCUGCUCAGGUACUCAUCCUCAACCAGCCAAUCAGAGUCAGCCCUGCUCAGGUACUCAUCCUCAACCAGCCAAUCAGAGUCAGCCCUGCUCAGGUACUCAUCCUCAACCAGCCAAUCAGAGUCAGCCCUGCUCAGGUACUCAUCCUCAACCAGCCAAUCAGAGUCAGCCCUGCUCAGGUACUCAUCCUCAACCAGCCAAUCAGAGUCAGCCCUGCUCAGGUACUCAUCCUCAACCAGCCAAUCAGUGUCAGCCCUGCUCAGGUACUCAUCCUCAACCAGCCAAUCAGUGUCAGCCCUGCUCAGGUACUCAUCCUCAACCAGCCAAUCAGUGUCAGCCCUGCUCAGCCCUAG